AUGGAUGGAGCGCAUCAAAGCAUUGUUUUCUACCAGAACCUAGUGUUCCACAGGGUAGUUGAGGAAGACCCCGUGGUGGAGGUAGCCCCCAGUGAUGGGCCCGAAGAAUACGUGGAUACGGACUAUGAUUUUGAGGAAUCCGAUGAGGAGACUGAUACAGACUAUAUACGCUCCCUUAAGGAAGAAAUAACCAAUCUCAAGCGGCAACUAUUUGCGGCCGAAGCUAGAGCCGUUCGGGCCGAGCAAAGGGAAGAUGUAAUCACCCAAGAGGUGAACGAUGUGGCCGAACUUAUGAUAAGUCAGCUCGAUGAUUAA
This is a messenger RNA of Lactuca saligna, 315 nucleotides long. Lineage: Eukaryota; Viridiplantae; Streptophyta; Magnoliopsida; Asterales; Asteraceae. The record is from the annotation of a GenBank genome assembly.